UUAUAUAUGUUGAGCGUUUUUCUUCAACAACUCUGCAAAUAAUAAUCUGAAACUUUUGAAGUUUGAACCCUGUCCACUCCUUCUGAAUCUUCUUUCAUGGCUUCUGAUUCUCAGACCGCAACUGCAACUACAUCUGAAAAGCCACUGGAGAACAAGGGGAACGAGGAGGCUAAUUCGAUGGAGAAAAAAAUUGUUUUGGAGGAAACUGUGGAUGUGGUGAAAGAUAAACCGGACCUGACGGUUGCAGAGGAGGAGAAGAGUGUUCAGACUCCUGCUGGUGAACCGGAGAAAGAGAUACCUGCAGAUGUGGAGAAGGCUGCAGCAAUUGUGAAAGCAGAGGAGUCUAUGGAUAAGGAGAAAGAUGAAAAUGGUGAGGAGAAGGUGGCUGAGCAAGGGGAAUUUAAAGAACCAACCCUUGUAAAAGAGGGCGUUGCAGAGGUUAAUGUUCAAGCAGAAGAUGAAAAUGGCGAGGAGAAGGUAGCUGAACAAGUGGGGCUUAAAGAACCAACCCUUGUGAAAGAGAGUGUUGAAGAAGUUAAGAUUGAAAAUGUUGGUGUGGAGAAAGCAGAAGAGAAGCGAGCCGUGGAGAGUGUGGUUGAAGAAGAGCCCAAGGGUAAGGAGGAGGAGAAGAUGGUUGAUGUUUCUGAAUCAACAGAUGAAGCAGGAAGCAAACAGGUGGAACCAGUUGAUGUUCAACAUCCUAGAGAAGUAUCUGCGGAGACUGUAGAUGUUGAGGUUCUUGAAGUUGAGCCAAAACCAGACACUUCUGAAUCUGGUUCUGCUUUGUGCCCUGAGGAAAUUGUACCAAUAAACCAAGAUUCAGACACUGCUCCCAAAAAGGAAACUGAAGAAGACGCUUCUUCUCUUUCUGAUGUCAUUGAGAAGGCCAUUACUGAAGAGAAUCAUGUCGUUGAUGAACCAUCAAAGGAUGAAAAAGCUUCUGAAUCUGUUUCUGCUUUGUGCCCUGAGAGAGUUGUACCGUCAAAUCAAGAUUCAGACACAUCUCUCGAAAAGGAAGCUGAAGGAGACGUUUCUUGUCCUCCUGAUGUCAUCGAGAAGGCCAAAACUGAAGAGAAGGAUGUGGUGGAAGAACCAUCAAAGGAUGAAAAAGAGAAAGUGAGUGAAGAAGCCAAAGAUGUUGUAACUAAACUAGCUACAGAAGAUGAGAACAUCAAGAAAGAAAAUGAUACAGAAUCAACAGAAGUAAACAAACAAGAGGAAUCAAUUACAGAGAAAAUAGCAGAGGUUGUAGAAGCAGAAACUGUUGCUAAAGAGAGCGAUGAGCCAAAACAAGAACCAGAAAUCACAACGGAAGAAGUUUCUGUCAAGCAAAAACAUUCAAACAGCAUUAUGUCAAAGGUGAAGCAGUCUCUUGUUAGGGCAAAGAAAGCAAUCAUUGGGAAGUCUCCAAGCUCUAAGACUAUCACAACUGAAGAAACCAAAGAAGAGGUCAAAGCCAAGUGAUAGGUUUCUUGAAGUCUUUCAAGUAUUUUAAUUUUUUUUUUGUUGGUUUCUGUUUCGUGUGGGAGAAGAAAGCAGAACAUUCUUUUUCUUUGUUGUAUGGCUUUGUGUGGCUUAUAACUUGUAUCUGUAAUCAUACAAAGGUUUUGCUUUGUGUUA
Messenger RNA from Raphanus sativus (radish), 1620 nucleotides. RefSeq lists its product as uncharacterized. The record is from RefSeq and is a predicted model, not a curated record. Bases 97 to 1464 code for a protein of 455 amino acids. NCBI's taxonomy places the organism in Eukaryota, Viridiplantae, Streptophyta, Magnoliopsida, Brassicales, Brassicaceae. The transcript has 2 exons.